Molecule: messenger RNA, 1278 nt
Organism: Thyridium curvatum
Lineage: Eukaryota; Fungi; Ascomycota; Sordariomycetes; Thyridiales; Thyridiaceae
Exons: 2
Coding region: 1-1278 (425 amino acids)
Biological process (GO): formation of cytoplasmic translation initiation complex; translational initiation; formation of translation preinitiation complex
Cellular component (GO): cytosol
Molecular function (GO): translation initiation factor activity; eukaryotic initiation factor eIF2 binding; GDP-dissociation inhibitor activity
Source: RefSeq, a predicted model, not a curated record
AUGGCUCAGGUCAACGUUCGCCGCGAUGUCUCCGACCCCUUCUAUCGGUACAAGAUGGAGAGGCUCCAGACCAAGAUCGAAGGCAAGGGUAACGGUAUCAAGACCGUUGUUGUCAACCUGAGCAGCGUUGCCCAGUCCCUUGCCCGCCCUGGUGCCUACCUCAUCAAGUAUUUCGGCUUCGAGCUUGGUGCCCAGACCAACAUUGAUCCUGCCGACGACCGCUGGAUCAUCAACGGUGCACACGACUCGGCCAAGCUUCAGGACUAUCUUGAUGGCUUCAUCAACAAGUUCGUUCUCUGCAAGAAGUGCAAGAACCCUGAGACCGAUGUCCAGAUCAAGGACGGUCGCAUCCUGCUCGACUGCAAGGCUUGCGGUCAGCGCACUGAUGUCGAUCUUCGUCUGAAGCUGAGCGGUUUCAUCCUCAAGAACGUCCCCAAGAAGGGCAAAAAGGACAAGGCUGAGCGCAAGGCCGCUCGCAAGGCUAAGCAGAAUGGCAAUGCCGGCAAAGAAAACGGCAACAGCGGCGACGAGCAAUCCUCAAACGGCUCCGGCAAGGAGAACGGCAGCAAGGAGGCCGACGCCGCUAGUGACGAUGACGCUGUCAUUCGCAAGACCAAGGCCGAGCAGCAGUUUGCCAAUGACGGUGACGACAACGAGGACGUCGAGUGGGCCGUCGACAUGAGCGCCGAGGCGGUUAAGGCCCGUCAGCAGUCUCUGCCUGGCGAGUUCAAGCAGAAGCUUGCCAUCAACGGCGAUGAGGACGACGAGGAAGGCGAAGGCGGUGGAAACACCGUUUACGACCAACUUGGCGAAUGGAUUACGGAGCAAGCUGAGGAGAAGGGCAGCAUUGACAAGGUGGACGACAUCAGCAUCUACGUCAAGGCAAAGGAGCUCGGCAUCGAGAGCAAGCACCGCACCGUUCUUGUGCUGGUCCAGACCCUGUUCAACGAGAACAUUGUUGCGCAGAUUCCCAAGCGCCAGGCCAUGUUGAGCCAGAUUGUUACUUCUGAGCGUCACGAAAAGGCUCUGCUGGGCGGUACCGAGCGUCUCAUCGGCAGCCUCGGCAAGGACCAUCCCGAGAUGUUCGACAAGGUGGUCAAGGUCCUCCAACUUUACUACCUGCACGAUCUGAUCUCUGAGGACGUCGUGACCAAGUGGGGCACCCGGGCCAGCAAGAAGUACGUCGAUCUGGCAACCUCGAAGAAGGUCCGCAAGGCUGCCGAGCCCUUCCUCACUUUCCUCGCGGAGGCCGACUCCGAGGACGAGGAUGACGAGUAG